UCUUUGCCUCCAUGCGGCAGGCAGGGAGCGGUGGCCGGCCAGAUCUCCCCCAAAAAGCUGCGCCAAAAGCACGAAAUUCCCCACCCGAGCCCACGAAGGGCUCCCCAGCCGCCAUGGCGGCGCGGCCCGCCCCUUCCCUUCCCCUUCCGCCCUCUUGACGGUAACGGGGCGGCCGCUGCCCGGGGAGCUCCGCCUCGGCCGCGGCGCGGAGCCCCGCAUCAUUUUAGGAGAGAAUUCUGUAGCCUCUGGGAAUUUUUAAGAGACUGGAGCUUUCCUGGGCAGAACACAUCAUAUGGCUCGGUCCAUGAAAGGAACUGAUACUCACCCAGGGAAGGUGGACUCUUGAACUGAAGGAUUUAGCAGUGGAUUAUCCAUUAGAAAGAACUCCAAAGACAUAUUCUGUCUCCCAAAAUUUUCAGAUGAAGAUAUGAUCCCAUUGUGGAUGUUGUAGCCAAGCUCAAGUUACCAAGACAGGUUAGGAGUUGACUAUGGGAGUGCAAUUCCUGCGGAAGGCAUCGGUGUGGGUAAAGAAGCACAAGAUCACUUUGUUGGCUACUUCUUGCGUGGGACUGCUUGGCGCUAACCUUUCGUAUCAUGUGUUUCCUGAGCAGACGUUCAAACUGUUGCAUGAGUGCUGGUCAGAUGGGCAGCCAGCUGAGCUUUCACAGAGGCUCAGUGGUGUCUUUCAGGAUGUCCUUCAAGAUACCGCUGUGAAGUCCACUGACUCCUAUCGAGCUUUUGCAGCUUCUGGCUUCCACCCAGUCAGUGCUGGAAUCCCCUGGCUACCUGCGGGUUCUUUGGUGGGCAUACCUCCUAAUUUUGAUAGCACAGUUGAGGACAAAAAAGGAAUAGUCGACCACGUUGUUGUGAUCAAUGGCAAAGAGGUAGACUGGGAGAGCAAUGAAGGUGUUGCUUUGAAGGAAGCUCUGACAUUUUCACCUGAAGCACAGAAGUUUGCAAUUGCCAGAGAAGUUGUGUAUUUGCAGAACGGCAGCCCUUUAGCAAGGGCAGUUGUGGCUCCAGUUUGUUUAGCUGGUACAUGUCUUUGUGGGGUAGGUAUAAAGAUAGCGCUGGGUUUAUCUACUGGCCCCACGGUAUUUCGUGGCAUCUGUAACCUCACAGUUGCCGCCGCUGGACUGAUCUUCUACUACGUUUGUUACGAUGCUGUGACCUAUUACCUAGACUGCAAGGCCGACAGAAAUGCAGCUACUGUUUCCAAAGACUAUGCCAGAGGAGGGGUGGAAUUUUAUGAUAAAAUCUUGUCCCGCAACAGAAUUCUUCGUGCUCUGAUGGGCAAAGAAGGGAUGAAAAUGUAUGCCCCAAGUGGUAACCUUUUCCCAAGGUACUGGUUCAGAAUAAAGUAUACCCCGUACACUUACCGAAGAGAUUUGAUUGUUAAUAUUUUAAGAGAGCUUCAGGCAUAGGAAGGGAGUGCUUGAAUUUUAAACUUGUGAAUUAUGUAUUCUCUUGGAACACUGCUGUGCUGCCUUUUUUUUUUUUUCUUCUGUAUCUUCAUUAGAAUUUUGGGGUUUAUUUUUGCAUAUAGUUCGAAAAGAGUUAUUGCACAUUCUGUGAAUAAAGAAUUCUCUCUUAAAAUAUUAAAGACUUGCUUCAAAAGUG
This is a messenger RNA of Anas platyrhynchos (mallard), 1620 nucleotides long. The record is from RefSeq and is a predicted model, not a curated record. Lineage: Eukaryota; Metazoa; Chordata; Aves; Anseriformes; Anatidae.